UUUAAAGAGUUUAGUCUGGAAUCAAAUGGUGUGGAUUCAAACUUCAGAUUCACUAGAUAUUAAUGUGAACUUGGGUGAGUUACUUGUGGCUCAGUUUUCUCACAUGGAUGAUAGGAGUGGCAAUGAUACCUAGUCCAUAGAUUGCUGUGAAAAUUUAGCAAAUUGAUACAUGUGAAAUACUUGGAACCAUUUAGGCACACAGUCAGUGAUGGAAAAAUGUUAUCAAUAAAAAUUAAUGUAAAUCUCCCAGGCCCAAGAAAGCAUCCCUUUCUGGCCAGCUGACUAUAGCCUUGCUUUACAGUCAAAGUGAAGAUAAGGAAGGUGAGAAGGAGCCGCAGUUAAAAUUGGAGAGAAUUAAACUGUCAUGUGAGACCGAAUAACCCAGUUGUAAGGGUCAACAAUACUGAGUAAUAUUGACAGUCCUUAAACGUGAGGCAUCAGUCAGUUAUUCCCUGACAAAGAGAAAAUUUUAACAAACAUGGGGAGUUAGGGAUUAUAUUCCUAAUUAAUGCCAGUGACUACUUGUCCAUGGUAAAGAAGCCUAAUUGCAUACCAAAUAAAAUCAAUUUUUAAAGGCUUUCAGAAGGUUCAACAAAUAACUCAGGGAAAGGCCAAUUAUCAUUCAGAGACAAAUUAUCAAACACAAACAAGGAAGAGACUUCAGGAAUUAUGUAAACAGUAGCUGGCCAAGGCUUAUAAAAGGCCCAGUGUGGCAGCCAUCACCAAAACUCAAAAACUCCUCCAAGCAACACAACCUUCAGACCAACUCCCGACACCAUGGCCUGCUGUCAGAACACCUGCUGCGGAUUUCCCAGCUGUUCCACCGGUGCGACCUGGGGCUCCAGCUGCUGCCAGCCAAGCUGUUGUCAGACCAGCUGCUGCCCACCAAGCUGCUGCCAGACCAGCUUCUGCGGAUUUCCCAGCUGCUCUACUGGUAGGACCUGCGGCUCCAGCUGCUGCCAGCCAAGCUGCUGUCAGACCAGCUGCUGCCAGCCAAGCUGCUGCCAGACCAGCUCCUGCGGAACCGGCUGUGGCAUUGGUGGUAGCAUUGGCUAUGGCCAGGAGGGCGGCCGUGGAGCUGUGAGCUCCCGUAUCAGGUGGUGCCGCCCAGAUUGCCGCGUGGAGGGCACCUGCCUGCCCCCCUGCUGUGUAGUGAGCUGCACACCCCCAUCCUGCUGCCAGCUGCACCAUGCCCAGGCCUCCUGCUGCCGCCCAUCCUACUGUGGACAGUCCUGCUGCCGCCCAGUCUGCUGCUGCUCCUGCUGUGAGCCCACCUGCUGUGAGCCCAGCUGCUAACAGCCAGGUUGCCGAUUUUCAACUUGAAAUUUCCACUUCCAGUUCAAUUCAUGAACUAAUUAUUUCUUCAAGCACUUGUGGACCACUAACAAAUUCUUGAACUUUAAUUUGGCUUUUGUUAUGGGGGUUACCAUAUAUUUAGGCCUCAGAAUUAUCUGAUUCCUUUGUGGUCCGGAAAAGACUGUGAUCUCUCUGAGGAUGCCAAAAUACAAAUUUGACGCAAGAAAUGAAAAAGCUAAUUUAUAAGCACCGAAGCCCAUGCUCUGAGGCUCAGCAUCACCAAGACCAUUGGAAGAGCUGUCUGUCCUUCUCAGGACACUCACUUACUCUAUUCUACUGCCCUGAAUUGCACUCUGUAUGAAAGAGAAAUAAUAUAACAAGGUCUAAUAAACUAUAACUAUUGGUGCAACAAA
Messenger RNA from Sapajus apella (tufted capuchin), 1709 nucleotides. Its product is annotated as keratin-associated protein 1-4. NCBI's taxonomy places the organism in Eukaryota, Metazoa, Chordata, Mammalia, Primates, Cebidae. The transcript has a single exon. The record is from RefSeq and is a predicted model, not a curated record. Gene Ontology annotation, cellular component: keratin filament. The coding region runs from base 778 to 1296 and encodes 172 amino acids.